UCCGUUUCUUAAAAAUAGAACUAAACUCAUCUGUUCCGACAAGUGACCGUAGAAUCCAUUUUUUAGUUUCUUCAAACAACCGAAAAGAAUAUUCGAGAAUAAUUAUAAUUAUUUUGAUCAUCAAAUGAAUAUUAUGCAUGUACAGAUGAAUUUAUUAUGAACUAUUUGCUUCUACAAAAAAAAUGAAUAACAAAGAAAUUCCAUCUACCAAAAUUGAACCUAUAAUAAAACCAAAAUGUAAUCUUUUUGAAUUGGUACAAUAUCAAUGUAUUAUUAAGGAUGAUCGAGUUAUUUGUUCACCAUUUGUUAGGAUUUUUAAGAGGUGUGCCGGUAAACCAACUGUUGAAAUAACGCCUUAUUACAAUGAUGAAGGAUCUCCUAUUGAGCCAAAGAUUUUCAUCUAAUAAAUUUUAUGUUUUUCAUGACAAAGUAUUAAAGAAAUUGAUCAUGCUCUAGAUGUUGAUAUUUAUCUAAAAAAAAAAAUGAUUUUCUAAUAGACAAUACUACAAACUAUUUAAUUAUGUAUCUUAAACGAGUUUAAGUUGAGCAAGAAUACCUUAAAGUUAAUAGAGAAAAAGAAUAUUAGUGUUAUCAAGACAUUCAUAAAUAAAAUUAGAAAUUAUCC
This is a messenger RNA of Rhizophagus irregularis DAOM 181602=DAOM 197198, 625 nucleotides long. RefSeq lists its product as uncharacterized. The record is from RefSeq and is a predicted model, not a curated record. Lineage: Eukaryota; Fungi; Glomeromycota; Glomeromycetes; Glomerales; Glomeraceae. Gene Ontology annotation, cellular component: mitochondrial inner membrane peptidase complex.